Molecule: messenger RNA, 396 nt
Organism: Strongylocentrotus purpuratus (purple sea urchin)
Lineage: Eukaryota; Metazoa; Echinodermata; Echinoidea; Camarodonta; Strongylocentrotidae
Product: delta-like protein C
Exons: 3
Coding region: 78-392 (104 amino acids)
Biological process (GO): Notch signaling pathway
Molecular function (GO): Notch binding; calcium ion binding
Source: RefSeq, a predicted model, not a curated record
ACGAUUGUAAUCCUGACCCCUGUGAUAAUAGAGGAACUUGUACUGAUAGAGUGAACGACUAUACUUGUGCCUGCGAAAUGGGCUAUGCUGGAAAAGAUUGCGAAACAAAUAUCGACGAUUGUAAUCCUGACCCCUGUGAGAAUAGAGGAACUUGUACUGAUAGAGUGAACGACUAUACUUGUGCCUGCGAAAUGGGCUAUGCUGGAAAAGAUUGCGAAACAAAUAUCGACGAUUGUAAUCCUGACCCCUGUGAGAAUGGAGGAACUUGUACUGAUGGAGUGAACGACUAUACUUGUGCCUGCGUAAUGGGCUAUGCUGGAAAAGAUUGCGAAACAAGUAAGACAUUGAGUCAAAACAAAUUACAAACUUUCAUACAUACACUUUUUAUGUAAAGUA